Oncorhynchus nerka (sockeye salmon) is the source of this 6450-nucleotide messenger RNA. RefSeq names its product teashirt homolog 3-like. The record is from RefSeq and is a predicted model, not a curated record. Gene Ontology annotation, biological process: regulation of transcription by RNA polymerase II. The coding region runs from base 1480 to 4911 and encodes 1143 amino acids. Gene Ontology annotation, cellular component: nucleus. NCBI's taxonomy places the organism in Eukaryota, Metazoa, Chordata, Actinopteri, Salmoniformes, Salmonidae. The transcript has 3 exons. Gene Ontology annotation, molecular function: DNA-binding transcription factor activity, RNA polymerase II-specific; DNA binding.
UAACGGCAUGCAGUGGUGUAGCGGCAUACGCAGCGAGAUUAGGCUAAAACAUCCGGAAUCAGUGAAAGACUGUUCUUUCUCAUCCCUCAACAAGCCUGGCGAACGGAGAGGAGAUCGUGUUCCCAUCGAGCGACUCCUCUGCCACUAACAAGGGAUUGAUCCCCUCUGCGGUCAGAUAUGUCUGACUAUUGACUAGCGUGAGACUGGGAAACCACGACACGGCAAAGACACGGACACACACAUCUGGCAGAAGAAAACAUCCUUUGACAACUUACCGUGUUCUGGUUAGCGAGAAAAUCAUUUGCAUCCACAGUCAUAACCUUUCCAGCAGACAGCGGACCAAUUGUAUUCUAUCUUGAAGAUGAUCUGAAAAAGAGGGAUAAUUUUUCCACUUUCCCCCUAAAUAAUACAGAAAAUUCUCUGUAAGUUUUUUUCUUUACUGUGAGGGGAAACAUUUGAAAGAAAAAGCUGAUCGUGUCUGUGAUGGUCCCAAAUCUGGAGGAUGGGGAUGUGUGCAUAAUUUUGACCUCACCGUAAAAAAAAAAAAACGAACCUACUAUUCUUUCCAUUCUGUAUCAACAAAAACAAGGAGAGCGCAUGAUACGGAUUUUGUGCCUGCCCCACAUGAGCAGAAGAAGGCAUCUUGCAGUGAGGAAGACUCGACUGAUUCGCUGUUGCUGUUUUAAAUACCUACUAUCAGCCACACAAAGAAGAGGAAAAAGUGCUAUUAGCAGCCAAGAAAGUGUUUGGCAAUAGCUGCUGAUCCAUGCUCUCAGAGCAGCUGAGGCACAGCACGAGUCCAUCCCCUCCUUCUGAUGUACAUUAUUACAACAAGGGAUACCCAAUCAAGCACGUAUCUCAUCGAUUCGAACUGCUCUCCGUGGAUUUUGAACGCGCUGGGACAAAAUAACGGAGCGAGCCAGCGUGUGGGCGACAAGUCCGUCCAUCUCUUCUUUCAACCUUUGCCUUUAUUUACCCCGCUAUCUUAAAAACAAUAUAUAUUUGUUGAUGCUUUUAAGGGGACUUGGAAAGACGGGGAUUUUCAUACGAUGGCUACAGCGACGCUGAGAUUCUGCCUUGCUGGUUUUUAAAUUGCGUGUGAUGACUGGAUAUCGAAAUCCUCAUGGAUAACGCAGUUAAUCGACGGAUUGACUUGCCUGUUGCAGCCUCCAACGCGGAGUGAGAAUCACAUUGAGGCUGAAGAUCCCCCCCCCCCCCCCCGUCACUGUACUCUCCGUCUCCACACACUGUGAUAUCCAAGUCGAACAGGAGAGGAAGAAAAAAAAAACGCUUGUUCUUCUUCAUCUUCAGAUCUACCCGUUCUUCAAUGUCUGCAUUUUUGUUUGAAAACUGCCGAUCUAUGUCAGCCUUCUGAAAACGUCCCGGGUACGGUGUAAGGAAGCGCCGCUAUCAAAGAAGAGCGGACGAGUUAGGGAUCUCUGGGGCUAGAGGAGAACUCUUCAGAACCCCGAAAUAAGCAUGCCGCGGAGGAAACAGCAAGCGCCCCGGCGUGCGGCAGCGUAUGCCCCUGAGGAUGAGAAGGAGGCUGCCCUGCUCGAUGAGGACCUGGAGGGGGAGGACUCUGCCGGGGAGGAGGAGCCUGCGGUGAAGUACAUGUGCCAAGACAAGGACUUCCUUUUCAAUGACCGGCCUGAUUUCCACGACUCCCCCGUGGCCGACUUCUCCGGCCAUGAGUUGGACAAUGAGUCUCACCUGAGUGAGUCCAGUGACCGCAUGUCAGACUUUGAGAGUGCCUCUCUCAGAAAUGAGGAGGUCGCGAAGGUGCCACUAACGCCCUUGUCGCCAUCUUCCUCUGUCACGAUGGCCACCAGCACAGCUGUAGCCACGGAGGACGGCGCCACCACCGGGCCAGACAGCCUGGAGCAGAUGAAGGCCAUCUACACCAGCUUCCUGACCAACUCUUACUGGUCGUCUCUGAACCUCAACCUCACCCAGCCGCCAGCGGUGGAGAAACCUCCACGCAGCCACAGCAGCAGCAGCAGUAGCAGUAGCAGCAGUUGUGGCAGCAAUGGCAAUGGUUACGACUGGCACCAGUCCGCCGUGGCCAAGACCCUCCAGCAUGUCUCUCAGAACCAGAACCGGCUCAUCCACCCUGCAGCGGAGCAAAACAACCUGUUCAGCACCGUGCAGCUCUACCGUCAGAGCACGAAGCUCUACGGCUCCAUCUUCACAGGUGCCAGUAAGUUCCGCUGCAAGGACUGCAGUGCUGCCUACGACACGCUGGUGGGGCUGACUGUACACAUGAAUGAGACAGGCCACUACCGCGAUGACAACCACGAGACAGACAGCGAUGGCACCAAGCGCUGGUCUAAGCCACGUAAACGAUCCCUCCUGGAGAUGGAAGGGAAAGAAGAUGCUCAGAAGGUCCUGAAGUGUAUGUACUGUGGACAUUCCUUUGAGUCUCUGCAGGACCUCAGUGUCCACAUGAUUAAGACAAAACACUACCAGAAAGUGCCUCUGAAGGAACCAGUGACUCCUGUGGCAGCCAAGAUCAUCUCCUCCGCCCGGAAGAGAGCCCCCAUUGAGCUCGACAUCCCCAGCUCCCCAGACUCCAAUGGGUGCACCCCCAAACCCUCCCUAAAUGACCCUUAUGACGCCCUCCAGAAGGCAUCCAACCCCUACAUCACCCCAAACAACCGUUACGGACACCAGAAUGGAGCCAGUUAUGCAUGGCAGUUUGAGUCCAGGAAGUCCCAGAUCCUGAAAUGCAUGGAAUGUGGCAGCUCCCACGACACACUUCAGGAGCUAACAGCACACAUGAUGGUGACCGGUCACUUCAUCAAGGUCACAAACUCUGCCAUUAAGAAAGGCAAGCCCAUCAUGGAGUCUCCCCCAACACCCAUCCCCAUCAUCUCUGCUGGUGAGGAGAAAUUCCAGUCUGUGCCACUGGCAGCCACAGCAUUCUCCCCACCUCCUCCACCCAUACCUCCUCCCUCUAGUGUUUCCCCUGCCAUGGCUGUGGAGAUUAAGAAGGAGGAGAAGGAAGAGGAAUGUAUGAAGGAAACCGCUAACAGCAGCAAAGACAAGAAGACCGGAGAUGACGAGACAGACGAGAAAUUUGAUAUCUCCUCCAAAUACUCUUACUUAACAGAGGAGGAUCUGGAGGAGAGCCCUAAGGGAGGGUUUGACAUCCUGAAGUCCUUGGAGAACACAGUGACAUCAGCCAUCAACAAAGCACAGAACGGUGCUCCCAGCUGGGGGGGCUACCCCAGCAUCCAUGCUGCAUACCAGCUCCCAAACAUCAUGAAGCUCUCACUGGCCAACUCAGGGAAGAGCUCAGCCCUGAAGUACAUGUUCCCUGGAGGAGAGACCCUUUUCCAAAAUGCCAAAAACCAACCUCUGAUCUCCCCGCCCAGCCGCCAGACCUCUCCUCUCCCCAAAAACAACUUCCACGCCAUGGAGGAGCUGGUGAAGAAGGUGACUGAGAAAGUAGCCAAGGUGGAGGAGAAGAUGCGGGAGCCCAGUGUAAGGGCGUCCCCAAUGAGACAAGCCACACCCUCCCCCUGCAGCAGCGAGGCAGGGGAGUCAGCCAGAGGGGAGUCCCCUAAAGAGAGGAGAGGGUCUAAAACCCCAGAGAGCAUCGGAGGAGGCAGCCACAAAGACUGUAACGGUGACGCCAAUAUGAAGGAGUCGCUGGAGAAUGGAAUGGAGUCUGCUGUCAAAUCCCCCAUCUCUGCCUUGUGUGGCGGCACAGCCAUUAUUACAGACCACCCGCCAGAGCAGCCCUUCGUCAAUCCUCUAAGUGCGCUUCAGUCCGUGAUGAACGUCCACCUGGGUAAGGCGGCCAAGCCUGCUCUGCCGUCCCUGGACCCCAUGAGCAUGCUCUUCAAGAUGAGCAACAGCCUGGCAGAGAAGGCCGCGGUCGCCGCUUCCACCCCAGCUCAGACCAAAAAAAACAACGAGCACUUAGACCGCUACUUCUACCACGUCAACAACGACCAGCCAAUAGACCUGACCAAAGGCAAGAAUGAAAAGAGUAGCUCCCUGGGUUCGGCUGCCCUGUCGUCAUCCACAUCAACACCCUCCUCGGGCUCCCCCUCCUCCACAGCCACCAUGGCCAAGGCCUCGUCCGUUGUGGCCUCGUUCAUGUCCAACUCCCCGCUGCGUGAGAACGCCCUGUCUGACAUAUCAGACAUGCUGAGAAACCUGACAGAGAGUCAAGCUUCCAAGUCCUCCACGCCCACCAGCCUGUCGGAAAGGUCUGACCUCGAGGGUUCCACUCAAGAGGAGCUAGAGGAGAUCUCUCCAGCCCAGAAACGCAAGGGCCGGCAGUCCAACUGGAACCCCCAACACCUGCUGAUCCUACAGGCCCAGUUUACUGCCAGCCUCCGGCAGACUGGCGAUGGGAAGUACGUGAUGUCAGACCUGAGCCCCCAGGAGAGGAUGCACAUCUCCCGUUUCACAGGCCUCUCCAUGACGACCAUCAGCCACUGGCUGGCCAAUGUCAAGUACCAGCUGCGGAGAACCGGAGGGACGAAGUUCUUAAAGAACCUGGACUCAGGCCACCCAGUGUUCUUCUGCAGCGACUGUGCUUCUCAGAUCCGUUCCCCCUCCACCUACGUCAGCCACUUGGAGUCUCACCUGGGCUUCAGACUCCGAGACCUGGCCAAACUGUCUGGAGAGCAGCUUGUCAGCCAGAUCUCACGUCACGCUAAAACCCUGUCCGAAAAACUGCUCUCCAACCACUCCCACUCCAACCCUCACUCCCUCUCCCACGCCCACUCCCCGUCUCCCUCCCCUGACGAGGACGGCAGCAGCACCUCGUAUCAGUGCACGCUCUGCAACCGGACUUUUGCAAGCAAGCACGCAGUCAAGCUCCACCUGAGCAAGACCCAUGGGAAAUCCCCAGAGGACCACCUUAUGUAUGUGUGUGAGCUUGAGAAACAGUAGCACUAAGCUGUGGACAUGCUGCACUCUCUCUCUCUCUCUCUCUCUCCCGUUCUCUCUUGGUCUAUCUUUAGCCUUUCACAGACAUUUCUUUUUAAAAAAAAGGACUAAAAACUAUUAAGUGAUGAAACUGCACAAAGAUGCCGUGGAACUACUGUUUAGUUUCGGCACAUGGUUUGUGAUUUUCUUUAAAAGGGAGACUCACUCUGGCCCAAGAAGCUUUUGUUUGUUUAUGCUCUCCUUUUUAUGAAAAGACGGUCAUUUUCUAAAUGUGCAGUGUUGAAGAAAGAGGUGCUGUUGUCACUGAUAAAACAAAUGAAGGUUGAACAAUAUUUUAAAAUGAAGUGGUAUGUAUUUGAAAGUUGUGUAAAUUGGAUUUGAUUUCUUUAUAUUCUGGCAUCCUUGAGAUGCGAUAAGCUGCAUGCAUAAAUGAAACAGUUUAGUUGAACAUUUGGUUAACUAAAUCUGGUGCACUUUUCUUUUCUCUCUCUCUCUCUUUCCCUCUCUUUUUGUUAAUGUGACCUUUAUGUGCUGGUGUGAGCAAUCUGAAAUUUAACCCUCUGAGUACGGCCAAGCACUUCUACCCGAAUGAUCCCAAAACCCUUCUCAAAACAAACUAUUUUAGAUUGGAAUUGACCAAGCUAUUGUGUGGUUUGUAAGCUGCACAGUGAAAGCACCACAUGUCCCUGUCCAACAGCCAAUCUCUAAAAAUGCAUCGUACGUGAUGCAAAAUCUCAAUCUGAAGUUGUUUACUUUGUUUAAAUCAGGGACCUUUAUGAAUUCAGGUCUGUGUAAAAAAUGUAUCUAAAAACAUAUAUACUAAUUCCUGUCUAAAUUAUGCAUCAUUUUUAUAUUUUUAAUUUAAGAGGAGUAUGACUAUCUACUGGUGCACAAUAUAUGAAGACAUGAAUGAAAUUGUUUUGCACAAUAGUUUUGUAAAAUAUGUUAUUUAAUCCAAUGAUAUGAAAAUAAGAGGAACAAAAUGACCCAGAACUCUUUUAUUUCCACCUCGUGCUCAAAGGGUUAAACCUCUAGUACAAAGACAGUACGUACAUGUGCCGGUAUUUGAACGUUAAAAAGACAAAAAGGUUGUACAACAGAUGUUACUUUAUGAAGUAACGGAGAAUUCCACACGUUUUAUUUAUAAGCACUCUUGGUUGUUGUUUCAUAUCGUAGGAUGCCUUUGGAUUGGUAUUUCUUUCUUUUUUUCUCUGUCUAAUUACUCUCCCACAAUUCCGCACUGCAGCGUUAUCUUUUGGGGAUAUGAAAGGUAACCAUAGUUACCUCACCUCUGAUUGACAGUUCUGCUCCAUUUUUUUUGGGCAGUUCAUUUGCUGAAGUAACUGACAGCUGCCAGUGUAAGGAAAUCUUAGGUGUAAAAUAUUGGCAUGUAAACAGCACAGACACUGUUAUGCAUUCUGUGCCGUGUUUUUUGUUGUUGUUGUUGUUGUUGACAAUGAAGCACCCAUUAUAUGACUUCAUAUAACCUUUUUUUUCUACUGCAGCAUUAAAAGGAAAAUGUUUUUUUUUUUUUUGCAAUAA